Penicillium malachiteum is the source of this 330-nucleotide messenger RNA. Its product is annotated as DUF3759 domain-containing protein. The coding region runs from base 1 to 330 and encodes 109 amino acids. The transcript is spliced from 3 exons. NCBI's taxonomy places the organism in Eukaryota, Fungi, Ascomycota, Eurotiomycetes, Eurotiales, Aspergillaceae. The record is from RefSeq and is a predicted model, not a curated record.
AUGGGUUGGUUCAGCGACGACUCUCAGCAGCGCUCCCACCACGAGGAGUGGAACAACUCCGACCCCAAGAAGCACGAGGCUAGCUUCGCUCACGAGCUGAUUGCCGGUGCUGCCAGCUACGAGGCUGCUAAGGCCUACGAGGACCACGAGAAGCGUGAGGGCAAGCCCGAGAGCCACGAGAAGGCCAAGGAGAUCAUGGCCGGUUUCGCUGGCGCCUUCGUCGACCGUGAGGUUGAGACCCGUGGUCUGGACUUCAUUGACAAGGAGAAGGCUAAGCGUGAGGCCCGCAAGCACAUUGACGGUGUCUCCGCUCGUGAUGCCGGUUGGUAA